AUGACGACCAUCAAGUAUGAUCCGACGCAGGACUUCAUACACUCAACACUCACCAGCAUCACUGGCCGCCCCACCCGCACAGGCAUCAAACGCCUAGAAAAAGAAAACAAAGACAAUGCACGUCAGAUCCAUAGCCUCCGCGGCAAUGGCAACGAAGGACACUUACGCCUCUGCUACACCCUAGACAGGUUCAAUGCAAGGCCUGCAGUAGCCGGAACGCCAUGGGUCGACCCAGUCCAUCCAGGAACACGCCCAGAUGUCCCCGAUGGAGCCACCGGACCCCAAAUCACGCGCAUGGUCUCAGCACACAAGUAUGACCUCACCGAAUUCCAGCUCUUCCAAUCCACCGAAAAGGCCCUCUUACGCAAGACCAUGGAAGCCGUCGAAGAAGUCUACUACAAGUCUCUCCAAGACCCCGAUGAAGGAUACUCCACACUCAGCUACAAUGACCUCAUUGUCCACCUCAACGAACAGUAUGGAACCCUCACCAAUGACGACCUUGACAAAAACAUCGACCGCAUGAAUGCCAAAUGGACACCAACACAGCCCAUCGAACAGCUCUUCCAUCAGAUCAACGAUGCCCGCUCCUUCGCACGCGACCAUGACAACAUCACUGAAAGAGCCACCAUCCGUUCUGCACUUAAAAAUUUGGAAAACAGCGGCGUUUUCACGUUAGCUCUCAAAGAAUGGCGCAACAAAGCCGAAGACGACCAAACAUGGACCAACUUACAGACAUUCUUCGCCAAGGCCAACACCGAACGCCUCCGCUCCAUCACAACCAAACAAGCAGGCUUCCACGACCAGCAUCAAGCCAACAAUGCCAACACCAACAGCAGCCCAUACUUUGUCAAAGACAUGGCCGGCAACACCAUGGCCUACUGCUGGACCCACGAGUCCAAUGGGACCUAA
Molecule: messenger RNA, 909 nt
Organism: Seminavis robusta
Lineage: Eukaryota; Bacillariophyta; Bacillariophyceae; Naviculales; Naviculaceae
Source: the annotation of a GenBank genome assembly